AAUGCACAAGAUCUGGAGCAAAUUCGACGUAGUCGAGGCCGACUUGCUCGCGACAACUUGCCUCAGAUGAGAAGUUUUACAGAACGAGCGGGAGUUAAAGUCAGCCCUUUUUAUAACUGUUGUUUAGUUGGCUUAAUUGAAUUAGCGUAAUUUUUUUGUGUUGUUUCAUGGAAAAUCGGUUUGAUACUACUUUUUUUCAUCCACGUGAUGUUAUUUUACGUGCUUCAGGAGCGUAACGCACAUGCAGGGGACUUUGAUGCAGGCUUUCUGAUCCCCCCCAAAAUAAUAAAUAAUAAUUAAUUACUGCACUGAUCUGAUCUGUCAGGGAUAUAAGAGUGUUGAUUUUGAGAAAUUUUACGAAACUGAUGAGAUUUCUUGGUUCAGGCGUGAGGAUACGACAUGACUGAACAUGCUUUGACAGACCUCUCUUUUUUGGUAACAUUUUGUAGCGUAAAACUACAUGUACUACUCAUGCAGGGAGCAACCUCAAAUCAUACUUUUCCUCAUACACCAAAAGCUGACAUAAGCAGUGUUUGAUGCAGAUAAUCAGGAAAAUGUAUGCAAGAUUUUGGCAACUAUAACCGUUAUGAUUUCCACUAAUUAUCCUCAAAUGAUUACUGUAAAACCACAGGUAGCCCAAGCUCAAAAUAUAAAUGAGCAUUAGCAUUGUUCUUUCGAAGUGUAAUGAUUUGUAUGGGAAAUAAGGGAUGGUUGCUGUAAUGUAUCAAUCAAAUGGAAUCUUCAACAUCCCCUCAACAGACAUACACCAGGCAUUUCACUUCUUUUCUUUCCCAUCCUGAUUUUUUUGUGUUCUGAUUGGUGGGGGAUUGCAUCAUAUUUUGCUAUAAUCACCUAGCUCCGUUGCAGUUGUAUUUGCAGUCGUUGCUUCUCUCCAGUUGGGUGGAGAGAAUAUAAAAGUGACAACUGUAGCCUGUUUAGCAUGGCGGUUUUGUUGAGCCGGGCGCAUGAGUGGCAAAGCCACGAAAUUCAUGUGCGAAGCGCGCAAGAACGAGCGGCAAAGCCACAAGGUGCUCCCGCCCCAAUCUCCUUGCGGUUUCUCUUCCCUCGCCCGCCUUUAUUGCUUAGCGUGCCCAACCAAAACCGCCAUGCUACACAGGCUAUGACAACUGGAAAUAAGUCUGUGUGUCGCUGAAUAAUCCCCUUGACUUUGGCUAUGUUCACUCUAUACCAUAUAGCUUUUGUGUUGGCGCAAAAACCCUACCAGAUGUGGCUUCUGUUCCUACGUAAAAAUAGUGAUUUCAGGAUGAUUUCUGUAACAGAGCAAAGCUGCUCCUCUUAUACCAGAUAAGGUUUUCUUGUUGGCAUGAAAAGCUAUCUGACCAUUAUAGUGUGAAGAUAUCCUUUGUUGGAUAAUUCAGCAAUGUUACCCUUAUCAAAGACAAAUAAUUGUUAAAAAGUUUGAAAGUUGCACAACAGUGCUAGCACUUAUAUUUUAAGCUUGGGUGAUCUGUGUAUAUCGUACACAAAAAUCUGAAAACUUUCCCAAUAUAAGCAUCGCACAUAAUCUCUUUUAGCUGUCUCUUUUGUGUACUUGUUGAAUUAAUUGAUGGAAGGACAGGCAAUUUGAAUGAUGAAUAGACUGACUAAUUAACUGCUAUUUUGUUUUACAGAUGGAAGAUCUGGACAGACUUUCCAUCAUCCACAUUAGUGGUACAAAGGGAAAGGUAUUUACUUUUUUAAUAAUAUUGCAGCCAUUCAUGCAUUUUAGAAGACAUAGAGCCUAUCUCAGAAUAAACAAUAUUUAGCGUUACAAGUAACAGUGAAUACAGUCAAAACAUAGUAACAUACCGACCAUUCUGACAGACUAGGGCUUUUUCUCUUGUCCUGGUGGAUUUGUUGUAGAUAAAAAUUAGUGGCUUUCACAACCUUUAAAGGGAAGGAUAAGCAAGUAAGUGCACUCACAUAAAAUGUAAAAUGUAGAACAAGAAAAAAAUUGUGAAUGUAGAAUGCAGAAUUUUCUUACUUUUCUAACUUUUUUCCUUUGCUUUUUACAUUUUUUCAUGUGUAUUAAACACAUUAUUUUGUGCAUGUACUUGCCUGUUUUCCCAUAUAAAACAAUCAGGUUCCCUAAAAGCAAAAAAAUCUGCUCUCAUGUUACACCAUUUUUUCCUUUGUCUCCUGUGAAUAAUUAGGGCUCCCCAAACUUCAUUACUGUGUUUGUCACCAUUCCCUGGAGAUUUUCCUCUUGUUGAAUUAAAAACUUUUUUCUUUAUUCUAACUGGUUUCUGACUGAAAAGGUCUUGUGUUGUAGGGCUCAACUUCUGCAUUUUGUGAGAGCAUGCUCCGUCAUAAAGGCUUCAAAACUGGAUUUUACAGGUAAGUUGCUAUCAAAUGUUUUGGUGUACAAAUGCAUUUCACCUUAACCCGUUAAGUCCUCAAGUGACCAACAUAAAUUUUCUCCAAACAAUUUCAUUAGAUAAUCUGGGUGAAAGAUAGUCUGCUACACAGCCGUUUUUUAGUGUCGUCACGCAACGCACCUCCCCACUAACGGCUGCUGAAAACCGAACGACGACAGCGACGACUGAUUGAUUUGUCGAAAACUGAGAAUUGUGCUCGCUUCCUAGCGCCCCGCGGCUCUCGUAUUGUCAAACUUCUUUUGCAUGAUUGGCUUGUUCGUUAGACCACAAACACAAAGGGAAAGGAAUGUAGUUUGGUUUUCAGCAGCCGUUUGUGGGGAGGAGCAUUGCGUGACGACACUAAAAACGGCUGUGUAGCAGAUUAUGAAAAUUGAUUAAAUGAUCUCCAGAGGGACAGUGCUUCAAUGAUUUCUUAUCAAAUUCUCUUAAAUAAUAAUUCUUAAUGAAACUAGUUGGAUAGCUGUCUAGAAUGUGGAUAGCGGGGCAGAACUGACUUACAGUUUUGCUUUUUGUCUUCCUUUUCCCACUGGUUGACUUUUGUUCAAACAGGUAUGUUUUCUGAUUAUGUGGGGCUGGGUAGGGGGAGGGGGUGAGUAAUGCAAAAUAUUGGUCGUCUUGGCAUGUGCUGCUGUGAAGGGUUUGGUUUUCAAGUACAAUCUUGGUCUGGGAUAGGAUAUAGAAGUCAGUGAGUCUUUUUUCCAGGAAAUUGGUCAGUUGGUUGAAGAUUUUAGUCUAAACUAGGAAAACCGCGAAUUGACACUCAGCAAAUUAGCAGAUUUACCCACAACCCAUAUUAAUAACUUAAUAUUUUACAAUGAAAGUAUCAACCUCAAUAGUUUUGAAAGAUAGUGACUCUAGGAUAAUACUUGGGUAGCAAAAUUCAGCUGAACCAGGUGUGGUAAUAAGCUGAGGGUUCUGGGAUCCCAACAGCACAUCCCCUCUAAAAAGAACCUCCACCCCAGGGUGUGUGGCCUAACUUAACCAAGUCUAUCCCUGUGAUGUCUUACUCCUUCGUAGUGAGCCUACCCUAAGAGACACUGACCAUCUACUGUUUUUGUUUCUUGUCUCUGUGUGUUGUAGCUCACCACAUUUGAUGGAAGUCAGAGAGAGGAUCAGAAUAAAUGGCAAACCACUUGCCAAAGACAAGUUUGCAAAAUACUUUUUUGACUGCUGGGAUAAUCUUCAUAAUAAUGGUGAUGUAAGUGGCCAAAAGCUCUUAUCCACUGUCCACAUAAUCAUACAAGCUCAGGGUCACACAUUUUUCCAGGCUGUCAUUUAUUAUUGGAGGGGUCCUAUCUUGUGCACUUCUAUGAAAUUUACUUUUGGAAAGUGCACCCUUAGUAUACAGGGAAUCCUUUGUUUUUGGUUCAUUUAAUUUCUUGAAAUUUGCAUACUGUUCUGUACAAGUCAUAUGAUUGCUUGUCAACAGCUUAAUCAAAACAUAGGUCAAUGUGGAAAAUACCAUAAUGUUUUUAAAACUGCUGUUUGUUCUUUACACAAACUGCACAUGCAAUAGCCUGAAAUUUCCAAAAAUACCAUUGUAAUCUACAAUCUUCAGGUAAUAAACUUCUUUGAAGGGUAAUGAAAUUAUUAUUAUUAUUCUGGCCUUCUUUCAUGUUAAAAUGCAAUGGAAUUCAGAGUAAGUGUGGGAAGAUUGCUCUAGAAUUAAUCAAGGUUGUUCUAUGAUUUAAGAAACGUUCUAGUUUACUUCUCUUAUCAUUUGUAGACAAACUCCUGUGGACAAAAGACACCACUUUUCAUGAAUAAAUUUUUUUAUAUGCAAAAAUGAAACCUAUGAGUCAAAGAGCAGCAUAGUUUUAUGUCUUGAGCUCAAUUGAUAUAACAUGAGACUGGAACUGUUAAUGUGUCAGCUAAUUUUUAUUUAUACUCAUCUUGUAGGAUCAGGGGAACACCACUAUGCCAGCAUACUUUAGAUUCUUGACCCUGGUGUCCUUUCAUGUCUUCCUCCAAGAGAUGGUAAGCUGUUUGAUGGAGUCAGUCUGGCUGAGUGGUUAGAGUACAAAGUGCUGGACUUGCAAUUUGGAGCCCUGAAUCCAAGUCCUGCUCUGAGAGCUAGCUAGAUUUUUUCUCAGUAGUCCCGAGUUUAAAUCCUGGGCCACACUUGGUUUGCCUUUGGCCAGUUAGGAUUCUCGACCCUGUUAAGUUUGAUUUAGAUUAUUUGUUUCAGGCAUUUGCUCACCCCACUAGCAUUACUGCCAUAAAUUCUGCUGAGGGUAAUUAAUGAAAUUAUUAUUAUUUGCUAGAACUAAUUUUCAAAUACAACAUAACAGGAUUAAAAACCUGAACUGGCAGGAGGCAACCAUUUGGCUGUUUACAAACGUGGCCGAGGAUUCAACUCGGGACAACCGAGAACAAAUCCAGCAAGUGGUUGCAGCGGGACAACCUGGGACCUUCGAAUUGCGAGUCUGGCGCGCUGACCACUCAGUCAUGCUUCCUCAUUAUUAUAUUAUUAUAUUUUUAGGAGAAAUUUGAUGUUGGUUGGUCUUGGGACUAAUAAGGUCUCUGCUCUCAUUUUUUCUUGCAAGGAGUUCAUUCAGUUAUGGCAUGAUUUAACAGCUUAGCAUGUAAAAGUUACACCGUUAAUAUUGUUCCCUUUGCUUAAAAGGUUGAUGUUGCCAUUGUAGAGGUUGGGAUUGGAGGUGCUUAUGACUCUACAAAUAUUAUUCGGUAGGUGCUAUAAAUAAAUGGUAGCAAUUUCAGGGUCCGAAAUUAACUUUUUAAUAGGGGCGCCAACUGGCGAUCAAGUAUAAAUUUUUGGUCGCCAGAGGGCAAAUUGUGGUCGCCAAAAAUUCCCCCUCCCUUUUUUUCAAAUAAAAGUUAAACACGAAUAAAAAAUGCAUGGUAUGGGCGUUUUUAUGCUCAAAAAUUGCACUACUUUCGCUCUCGAUACCAGAAAGCAACCGUACGUGUAUGAGUGAAGUCUUAUUUUUUCCACAAAUUACUUCUUGGAGAUAUAAAGCUAUCUAACCUAGAACACAGGAACAGAAAGCUGUCUGCCCAUGACUGCACUGAUCAUAUCAAAACUCUAUUUUCUUCCGAUAACUACCACGAAACACGAAACAUAAACACGAGUCAAGCUUGAGUCAAGCUUAGAGUCAAGCCGCCUUGUUGCUCGUACCAGGCCACAACUGUGCCACAUUACUCGUACCAGUCCACAAAGUACAUAACGUACUUACCGUAUUUCAGCUGAAAACAACAUGGCGCCUUGGAAACGUUCAACUCGUAUUGAUCGUAGCUGUUGUGGAGGUAUUAUUACAACAAGAUUCGUUUCACUUUUAAUUAAAAAAUAUCAGCAGGACAAAAAGUAAGACACCUGUUGGCAAAUAGCUUUGAGGUUUCAAUUCUUAAUCAGUUUCUCCGAACGUUAAAGUCCACAAUAACAACCAGCUUUACAAGUCGCUAGCUGGCGACCAGCUAUGAAAUUCUGGUCACCAGGACUAAAUUUUUAGUCGCAUUGGCGACCAGGAAGGCGCAAUUUCGGACCCUGAAUUUAAUACCUUCCAGUCUGCCUCUCAUGAUAUCCAACAGGGUUAAGAAAUGCUGACCUCAAACAAGCUACAAUCAUUGGAUUAUAAUGUGAUUAACCAGCUAGAAACAUAAUGUGCCAAGGGAAUUGUGAAAUGUGUUUGUUAAAAGAGGUAAGGUAAAGUGUGACUGGUAUUCCUUUGUCAAGGUUAUAUUUGGAGUUUGUUAUAUCCAUGUUUCACUGUAUAUACGUAAAGCCUUUGACACUCUGAAUCCCUUGAAAACAUAACUUUAAAAGCUAUUUCUGUUGUCUUCCUUAAUAAACAAAUAAACUUUCCUACCAGCACCCUUAAGCUCCAUGAACCAUCAUGUGGCUUAACUACCUUGUACCAAUGUGCUUUCCCACAGGAAGCCUGUGGCAUGUGGAGUAACAUCACUAGGGAUGGACCAUAUCAAAAUGCUAGGUGGAACAUUGGAAAGUAUUGCCUGGCAAAAGGCUGGAAUAUUCAAGGUA
Messenger RNA from Porites evermanni, 6378 nucleotides. NCBI's taxonomy places the organism in Eukaryota, Metazoa, Cnidaria, Anthozoa, Scleractinia, Poritidae. The record is from the annotation of a GenBank genome assembly.